Molecule: messenger RNA, 1767 nt
Organism: Penicillium arizonense
Lineage: Eukaryota; Fungi; Ascomycota; Eurotiomycetes; Eurotiales; Aspergillaceae
Product: putative tannase
Exons: 1
Coding region: 1-1767 (588 amino acids)
Source: RefSeq, a predicted model, not a curated record
AUGCGUUUCUCUCCCUCCAAUCCCCAGGCAGCGGCCCUCGCUGCCAUUGCAUACGCUACAGCAGUGACAGCAGCUUCUCUCGAGGACGUCUGCACUGUGGAAUAUGCUCGGUCCCACCUACCCGCAUCGACAUUCAUCCAAGGAAUAACUCUCGACCAGUCUUCCGUCACGACAAACAUAGUCAAAAAUGCAUCUACUAGCGCGACCUCGACAUUCUACCCUGCAGCAACCUUCUCGUACUGCAAUCUCACUUUGGCAUACACCCAUGACGGCCGGGAUGACCAAGUCCUCAUCCAAUACUGGUUGCCCGACCCGAGCAAGUUCGAGAACAGGUAUCUGUCUACUGGCGGCGGUGGCUAUGCCAUUUACUCUGGUGCGCAGUCCCUGCCUGGUGGUGUGAUGUAUGGUGCUGUUGCUGGAGCUACGGAUGGUGGGUUUGGGAGUUUUUCUACGAAUGCUGAUGCGGCCAUGCUCCUUGCCAAUGGGACGUUGGAUUAUGAGACGUUGUAUAUGUUUGGGUACAAGGCUCAUUGGGAGUUAAGCAAGAUUGGGAAGCAGUUGACGCGGAAUUUUUAUGGUAUGGCUGAUAAGACUAAGCUCUACUCUUAUUACCAGGGUUGUUCGGAGGGUGGUCGUGAGGGUUGGAGUCAGAUUCAACGGUAUGGCGAUGAGUGGGAUGGUGCUGCUAUUGGUGCCCCUGCUUUCCGUUGGUCUUUCCAGCAGACUCAGCAUCUUUAUUCGAAUAUCGUUACGAAGACUCUGGGGUACUAUCCUCCGCCUUGUGAAAUGGAGAAGAUCAUCAAUGAGACUAUCUCGGCGUGUGAUUCUCUCGAUGGCUUGAAGGAUGGCGUGGUUUCUCGCUCUGAUCUUUGUCAACUGCACUUUGAUAUCAACACUGUUGUUGGCAAGCCAUACUAUUGUGCGGCAUCCACUAGCAGCGGAUAUGGCAAGCGCAAGAGGCAGAUGGGUGCUUCAUCCACUCCAGAACAGAAUGGAACUGUCACCGCAAAAGCCGUCGAGGUUGCCAAGGAGGUUAUUCGCGGUCUUCGUGAUACCAAGGGUAGACAAGUUUACCUGUCAUAUCAAACAGCUGCGGACUUUGACGAUGUGACCACUCAGUACAACUCCGAAACCGGCAAAUGGGAGCUUGAAGUGGAUGGCCUGGGUGGCGAGCACAUUGCCCUUCUGGUGGAGAAGAACGGCACCAACCUUUCCAAUCUCGACGGCGUGACCUACGACACUCUGAAGGAAUGGAUGAUCUCCGGCAUGGUGGAGUUUGCCUCUACCCUACAGACCAACUGGCCCGAUCUGACGCCGUUCCAUGAGGCUGGCGGCAAGGUCAUCCACUUCCACGGCGAGGCAGAUGCCAGCAUUCCUACUGCAUCCUCAGUUCGAUACUGGGAGUCUGUCCGGAGCAUCAUGUACCCCAAUCUUUCUUACAAGGAGGGGGCCGCCGCUCUCAAGGAUUGGUAUCAGCUUUACCUUGUUCCUGGUGCGGCGCAUUGCGGUACUAACCCACUUAUGCCCAAUGGCCCAUUCCCGCAGACGAACCUGCAAGUUCUCAUCAAUUGGGUUGAGAAGGAUGUGAAGCCCGUGACGCUCAAUGCGACUGUCCUUCAAGGCGAGAAUGUUGGAGAGAACCGCCAGAUCUGUGGCUGGCCCCUUCGGCCUAAGUGGAAGGGAAACAAGAUGGAGUGCGAGUACGAUCAGACCUCCAUCGACACAUGGCACUAUGACUUUAAUGGCGUCCCAAUGCCGGUCUACUAA